Messenger RNA from Tuber melanosporum (Perigord truffle), 774 nucleotides. RefSeq lists its product as uncharacterized. The coding region runs from base 1 to 564 and encodes 187 amino acids. The record is from RefSeq and is a predicted model, not a curated record. The transcript has a single exon. Lineage: Eukaryota; Fungi; Ascomycota; Pezizomycetes; Pezizales; Tuberaceae.
AUGCACGACCUCCGCUCCCCCAAUGAAACCGUCGCCCGCUGGGGCAGCUUCAUAUGCAAGCCCAUCCGCUCCCUGCACACCCUGGACUCGGGCAAGUUCCUGGUGGGUCACAGUGAAGCCUGCAUGCUCCGGGUCUUCGACAUCAGGAGCAAAUACUGCGACUUGGGAGAGCGCAUCCCGAUCGGGGGCGAAUGGUCGAAAUACCCGUACAGCUGGGUCACCAACUUCCAACUCCCGGGACGCUCCCGCCCGGAGCCCAUGGACCCCGUGUUGGCGCUCGCCGUGUCGCCCUGGACGGAGAAGAGCGUGUACGCCGCCACUCCCGGCAUGGUCUGGGAGCUGAACUUCGCCGGCACGAUGACCAGAGCGCCCGAGCAUGUUCCCGUCGCGCCGGGAGUGCCGGCGUGGAAGAAGAUGUGGAAGCGCUCCAGGGUUUGGAGGAAGGCGGAUGGGGAGAAGGAAAUGGUUGAGCCUGUCACGCUCGCGGUUAAGGCUUAUAACGGACUGCUGUGGGGGAUGCAUCAUCAGCAGCCACCACGGAGGGUUUACCAGAGAUAUGUGUAGAUUGGUGCUUUGUUUUUUGUUGUAUUUAUUAGAUCACACACACACACAUAUAUAUAUAUAUACAUGUUGGCAUGUUGUUAUAGGUUGCAGUAUAAAGUUAGCAUUUUCAUUGUUUUUUAAUUGUACCGGUACUUUGUGCCGCGGCGGGAUCAACAAAACAAGAACGUAUGGUAAAUGCAAUAGAAAUCAAGAUCUUAUAGUUCGAAUUAA